Ixodes scapularis (black-legged tick) is the source of this 885-nucleotide messenger RNA. RefSeq lists its product as uncharacterized. The transcript is spliced from 3 exons. Bases 1 to 885 code for a protein of 294 amino acids. Gene Ontology annotation, biological process: proteolysis. The record is from RefSeq and is a predicted model, not a curated record. Lineage: Eukaryota; Metazoa; Arthropoda; Arachnida; Ixodida; Ixodidae. Gene Ontology annotation, molecular function: aspartic-type endopeptidase activity; zinc ion binding; nucleic acid binding.
AUGGCAACCCAAUCGGAGGCAAGUGGCGUCAUCUCAACUUCCGCGGCGAUGCAAAUCACGGAGCGGUUAGCUAAUCUGCUCGUCGAAAGGAGUGCUACGGACAUUGUGAACCAGCUUGGAACCCUCGAGGAUUGCCUCGCAAUCCGUCUGUCUCUGCUGGAAUCUGCUGUCGAUCGUCAGGUUGCCGAUCACCACCGCCAAGGCACGGACACACUCCAGGAGCUAGCUGACGUAAUCCAGAGGAUGGCGAGAAGAGCGCUCGUCGGAUGUACGGAAGUCGACUUGGAGCAGAUAGCAACCACUGCUUUCAUCGACGCAAUCGAAGACACCGACAUCCAGCUUCUUGUGCGACUCGCCCACCCAACCACGACUCGUGCAGCACUGGCUCGCGCACUCGAAGUUCAAGCAGCCAACAAAGCAAUGGACAUGGUGUCGACAUCUGGAAUCAAGCUUUCGCGGGUGGCUUACCGAUCUUCUCCGGUACGUUCAAGUAAACGUCGUUGCUUCACGUGUGGUGACAUUGGGCACUUAGCUCGAUCCUGCCCAAAUCACUUGGCCCCGUGCAAAAUGCAACCUAUACCAACGCCAAACGUUUCAAGUGACAGUGAGCCUGGCAAGGUUGAGUCUCAUGUAGUGCAUCAUGUUCCUCUGGUGACAACGUCACUGCGCACCUCGCCAACGCCAUGUCUUUCAGUUCAUCUUCAUGAGUUGGGACAACAUGUGAAUGCUAUCGUGGACACCGGAGCUGCAGUAAGUCUAAUCGAUUAUGCAUUACUGCAAUCAGCAAAGUGUACCACGCCCAAAACACUUCCUGUUGUGCUUUGCGAGAUUACGGAAUUGAACAUGCGGCCUCUUCACCCUACCAUCCUCAAACGAAUGGCCUAG